AUGGCAAAGGGCAUGUCCGUGGCCAUCUUGGUGGUCUCCUGGGCGGAGACCUUUGUGGGCCUGACGUUUUUGACGCUGCGCUUUGUGAGCAAUUGGAAGUUUGUGGGCCGCUUUCGCUGGGAUUUUGCAAUUGCGUCUUUGACGGUGCUCACCGAAAGCACCGCCCAGAUCUUUCUCCAGCUCUCCGUCAAUGCGGGCAUGGGCCAGCAUAUCGCCGUUCUAUCAGACACACAGCGAGUGGCCGCCUUGCACUGGGGAUGGGUCUUCCAACUUCUUGCAAUCGGAGCAAGUAUGCUCGGCAAGCUGGCCAUCCUGGCAUUCCUGAUGCAGGUCCGGGGCCGGCACGCCUCGAAGCCGUGGCUCCUGAUUAUUCUCGGGGUGUUGAUUUUCGCCGUCAAUAUCACCGUCAUGGGAACUAUUUUGGGCCAAUGCUCGCCGAUGGAGAAGCUGUGGGAUGACUCGCUUCCGGGGACAUGCGAUCCAGGUCGUCUGAUGAACCAAAACUAUUCAUUCUUCCAAGCGAGUUUCAACACCUUUGCCGAUGCCGCUUUGGCAACAUACCCGGUUCAUCUGUUCUGGAAGUUGCAGAUGAAAUUGCGCAUCAAGAUUGCGCUGUCGAUCCUCAUGGGACUGGGAUGGAUUGCUGCCGUCUGCUCCGCAGUCAAAUGCUACGAGCUCAAGGCCUUGACCGAGACAACCGACAUUACCUAUGCACAAGCCUCUCUCCUCAUCUGGGCCUCCACCGAAGCAUGGAUCGUCAUCGUCGUCGGCUGCGUCCCACCCAUCCGCCCCCUCAUGGAACGAGUCCUCCAACACCUAGGCCUAACAAGCAAAAAGACCUCGACCCCGUACAACCUCCAAAGCCCGAAUGCCUACGUCGCAUAUGGCACCAACCGCUCCAACGGCGCCAGUCACUCGCACUACCAAUCCAGCGCGUUCGGCGGCCGCAAGCCGUUCAGUCGCGACGAGGAAGACGUGGACUGGAUGGAGCUCACGGAUGCGCGCGGGUCCAGUGCCAGUAAGGAGCAGAUCAUUGGAGGCAAGGAUGUCAUGGUCACGACGGAUAUCGUGACGCAGUUCGAGGAGCGCAGGAAUCACCGUGCGGGCUCGUCGGGUGGGAGUCAGACGUCGGGCGAUGAGGCCGCUCGCGAGACUACCGACACUCAAAAAGUGGUUUAA
Penicillium alfredii is the source of this 1179-nucleotide messenger RNA. RefSeq lists its product as uncharacterized. The coding region runs from base 1 to 1179 and encodes 392 amino acids. Lineage: Eukaryota; Fungi; Ascomycota; Eurotiomycetes; Eurotiales; Aspergillaceae. The transcript is spliced from 5 exons. The record is from RefSeq and is a predicted model, not a curated record.